Messenger RNA from Seminavis robusta, 3694 nucleotides. NCBI's taxonomy places the organism in Eukaryota, Bacillariophyta, Bacillariophyceae, Naviculales, Naviculaceae. The record is from the annotation of a GenBank genome assembly.
GUCGAAUCUCAAUAAUGAAUCUGCGAGAUUCACUGAAGUCACCCCACAAAGAUAAAGUGAAACAGGUCCUAAUGCUUCAAGUCCCCGACAUGCCAUUCCUUGUCAUUGCCUCACGAAAUCAGGAAGUUUGCAAGGAAAACUUCCAAUACAAUCGACGAUGAAGAAGCUUGCAAUCGCAACUUCAUUGACACGGCAACGACGGAACGACGGCAACGUAGCUGACUUCGAAAGAAGCCAUCCUCUUCACUCAUUAGCAAUCCAAAUCGAUAGUCUAACCAAACGCGCACCACGACCAGCCAGGUUCGGUGCCUUCCGUAUCACCAGUUCAAUUCAAGGGUAGCAUUGAAUCACAUUCUUCUCACAUAUUUUUACUACGGCGAUACGGCGACAAUCAAUCCGUUCUCGCAAGCUCCUGGUAGUUCAUUCAUUUCCAGUAAUCAAGACAGCAAACAGCACGAUGGCGGCAGAAGACUUCCCAAAGGACGAAAUUGUGCAGCCUCCGCGAGUGGAAGAUGAGAAACCCAAAGAAGAAAAGAAAGAAACGUUCAUGGAGGCAGCAAAGAGUGAGGCCCUUCGACCAUUUGUCAUUAUCAGUUCCAGUUAUCUUCUGUUCACAAUCACAGAUGGUGCCAUUCGAAUGAUUGUCCUUUUGCAUGCCUACAAUAAGAGUUUCUCAGCGUUGGAAGUGGCCGUCAUGUUCACUCUCUACGAGUUGGCAGGUGUAUUUACCAACUUGGCAGCUGGCUUUAUGGGAGCGAAAUGGGGGAUCAAGUUGACGCUCAUCAUUGGACUAUCACUCCAGAUAUUCUCCUACGGCCUGCUGUUUGGUUGGAAGGACGAUUGGACCAAAAAACAAGCAAUUAUCUACGUCACCAUCGCACAAAUGUUUGCAGGUAUAGCCAAGGAUCUAACCAAACUGGGAGGCAAAACUGUUACCAAGCUCGUCACUCCCGAAGAGAAGGAAACCAAGCUUUUCAAGUUGGUCUCUCUGAUCACAGGAUGGAAAAACAGCCUCAAGGGUGUUGGCUACUUUCUGGGCUCGGCCUUGAUCGCUGUUUCCUAUGAACUGGCAUUGGCUUGCAUGAUGGGACUGGUGGUUUUGGCCAUGCCAUGGGCCAUUGUUGGACUCGACAGGGAUCUGGGAACAGCCAAGUCCAAGAAUGCAUCUUGGAAAGAUGUGUUCAAACUCGACAAUACCAAUCUCAACUAUCUCUGUCUGGCGCGACUCUUUCUCUUUGCAAGUCGGGAUUUCUGGUUUGAAGUCCCACUUCCUUUCUUUUUGAGAAGCCCUUCCUGUGAUGGUUUGGGAGAAGACACUUGUGCAGCGGACACGGAUUGUGUCACCAAUGCCAUUUGCGGCGUAGAAUCCAUGCUGUGCGAAAACGUGAAUCCGGGGGGUGGCUGUGGAGGUCUGGGAGCCGAUCGUGUCAUUGUGGGAGCGUUGUUGGGUGGCUACAUUAUCCUGUACGGACAGGUGCAGAGUUGGACCCCACAACUAGUGACAGGCCCCUUGGGACAAACCCCACCCAACAAACUGACGGAAGUGUUUUGGGGUACUAUCAAUGCUUUGCCAACUCUUGUCAUGGGGAUUGUUGCCAUGUGGUCUCCUGCAUUUGUGGAUGGAAACCAACCAGCCAUGACAGCCUGGCUGGUCGUUGCAAUAGUCAGCUUCGCCAUUAUCUUUGCCAUCAAUUCUUCCAUACAUUCCUUCUUGGUGGUCAACUAUGCCAAAGCUGAUAAAGUGGCAGUCAGUGUUGGAUUCUACUACAUGAGCAAUGCUUUGGGACGACUCUUUGGCACUCUUGGGUCGGGCUUGCUGUACACCUACGUCGGUGAAGAUCAGGGAGAAUUGGCUGGACCUGAUGUCGUCAAAGGUUUGUCUGCGUGCUUCUUUGCCGGGACAGCUUGUAGUCUUAUCGCCGCUUUCAUCACACUGUGGAUCGACGACGACAAAGCCGGACUCCAAUGUGGGUCUUGCUGGACCAUUGUGGAAAAGGAGGAGGAAGGGGAAGAGGAGAAAGGAUGCGCUGAAGAGAAAGAAGACUUGCAUGACGUCCAAAACGAACAAAAACUCUUGGGAGACGUCAGCAUGGAAGUCGAAGCUUGAGCCCGUUCGACGGACAAUAUUAGUGACUCCUCCAAACACCGCUUGUUCAAGUGUUAUUUACACCCACCACUGCGACCAACAUUGGAGAUACGCAAGCAACUUAUAGGAUUAUGAAUGAAAGAAAUCAAUGUAGACUAUGUAUACAACCAAAACAUAAUAAGACCUGCUAUCGACCUACACUUUGCAACUGAUCUUCAGAUGCCACGAAGUCUACUACUAGUAUCGUCGACUCCACAGGGCUUGUCGGAACAGUAACCUUCUUUUUGACAACCAUGUAGCGCAAUCUCUUCUUGUUUCCUCCCCGUAUUCUUACUUCUAAAGACCCUUCAAGCGUCGCCGCCUCUGAUGGGCGAAGGGCAGUCAAGAUCACAGUUUCUCCUGGUGCACCGGACACCGAGACUGAAACACCCGAGCUCGUGCAUUGUACCUUUCUGAAUCUCACAGGAGACACAGGCACAUACUUGCCUAGCUCUCCAAGCAUGAUCCAGCCACUCUGUGGACAAGGCUGCCAAAUAGCCGUAACCGUUGGCGUGAACUGGCCUUGUGUGUUGUCGUCAAGCAUCGCAGGAGCUUCAAAGACUAUUGCGGACAAGUCAUCCUCUGACGGCAAUGGUACAAACGUAACGCAACCACUCAAGAUUGCAUCUUUGCCAUUCUCGCAUUCUGCCUGGUGGUCUCCGAGGCGACGGCGUGCCACAAAUCUAUAGCUGUACUGCUUUUUGAUUGGAGGCCAAAAGUCUCGCAUCCUGACGGAGAAGGCGCUCGGAAGCAAGAAAGAAACAAAGUACCAUGAAUAGACCAAACCCGCAGUACCAUACACGUAGCCACCAUCUUUGGAGGAUGGAGCAGCCAAGAUUCUUGGAUGACUUUGCUUCAAAAAAGUCGAGUCGACUGCGGUGAGUGGCUUGGAUGGUUUCAAGAGCGUGCCAUCCUUCGUAAUGAUCCGCUUGAGGAGUUUGGCAUUGGUUUGUCCAAUAGCAUCCGAGAGCCCCACGGGACCAUUGCUCAUCAAUGCCAACACGACAUGGAGCUCAGCUGCAGAUUGUUCGUGAUCCGCCGUCCACGGGCAGCCGGGAAUGGCCGUUCUGUUAUUGUCCGUGGACCAAAGGGUGUCUUUGCUCGGAGCCGAUCCCAGAGCCCAUACCAGCAGAGAGGAUUCGCCAAUAUCCCAACUCCUGCCAUAGCAAAAGUCAAAUGACACUCGAAAGUUGGUGACGGCUGGCAUGUCGAGACUUGCCAAAAUAUCUGUGGGCAGCGCAUAACACCACUGGAUUGUAAUGUUCUUUGCCAAGGCCGCUCCUGCCAUGCCUUGUUGCCAUGUUUGCGCUGCAGUGGCAUGUUGCACAAAGUCCGGUACACAGUUGUAGUUUUGAUUCAUAAAGUCAGAUUCAAAGCUGACCAUGCCUGCCCUGUCAACUCCCUUUGCCAUGAACCAAUCGUAAAAUGAUCUCGAUUGCGCUGGUUUUACAUUGUCGAACGCAUAAGCUUUGCAGCCAGGAAGCGCCGGAUCGGAAUGAACUGGUUUCCAUUGGCUGUCGUCCCGAAAGUAGCUAGAGUUGGGACAAAAGUACGGGGCAUAUAGUUGGA